CAGAGCCUCUUUCCGAGACCUAAACCCUAACGCCGUUUUCCUUCUCCGGCGUCCCUCUUUCUCGGCCAGCUUCUUCUCAGCGGCAACAGCCUCUCUCUCUCGCCGCCGUCUCUCCAGCGACGGUCCUUCUCCCUGACGCCGCCCUUGCCGUGCGUCCCUCUCCCUCGGCGACAUAUUCUCCAGCGCCACAGCGCCCCAACGCCGCCACCAUGACAGAGAAAAACCCUACCCCUGAGAAAUCUGCCACCACGCCACCCUCCACUCCUCACUUGGCGUUUACCACCAUCUCUAACGUGAAGCUUCACGUCCCGAUCCUCUUGAGUUUCUCCGAGCCAAAUUAUAAAAAGUGGAGCCGGUUGUUUCUCCUUUUGGUUCGCCGCUUCUCCCUCGGUGAUUUUCUCACCGGCAAAUCAGUUCCCUCCGGCACCGACGACACCGAAUGGUACCAACUUGAUGCACUCAUCCAAGGGUGGAUUCUCUCCACAAUCAAUGACGAGGUUUCCGAUCUUGUCCUCUCCUCUACCGAUUCGGCGACGGAACUCUGGAAAUCUAUUCACUCUCUCUUCCAUGACAACAAACCUGCCCGGGUUAUGCAAUUGGAGCACCAAUUCCGGACGACGACGAAAGGGUCACUCACCAUGUCGGCCUAUUGCCAAGCCCUCAGAAACUUAGCCGACUGGUUGGACGACGUCGAUGCCCUUGUUUCCGAACAACAACUCGUGCUGCAAGUUCUUCGGGGACUGCCGGACGACAUACGGAACCAAACGUCCUUCCUCCAGUUUCAAACGCCGCCCCCGACGUUUCUCCAAACACGAUCGGCACUCCUUCUCAUAGAGGGACAAUGGAUGGAUCUGGGCAGCGAUGAUCACUCCUCUGGCACGGCCCUUCUCUCGGCCAGCAGCCCCGGCGCCAUCCUCCACAGCCCUACCGGCGGGGGCCGCGGACCCCACAGCACCAGCAGCGGCCGAGGACAGCAGCAGCACAGCGGCGGCAGUGGCCGUGGCCGUGGCGGUCACCGCAGCCGCGGUCAAGUCAUGGCUAUAAUGAAAUUAGGACAAUUGAAGAAAAAGGUCACAAACAAAGCACAUGUGGAGGCGUCUAUUUGUCAGGCGUACAUUACUGAAGAGAUUGCAACAUUCGCAUCAUAUUACUUUGAGCCAAAUGUCAUUUCACGUCGUAAAAGACCAGCUAGAAAUGAUGAUGUUGGAGAUGGUUCAAAAUCAUUUUCGAUAUUUAACUAUCCUGGUCGUGGCUAUGGGAAAGUAGGCAAGCGAUACAUUACUGGAGAUCUAUAUCGCAUCGCACACACCUACAUACUAGUUAACUGUCCUGAAGUUCAACCGUUUUAUAGUGAAUUUCGUGAAAGUUUGUCUCAUUUCUCACAAGAAGAUGUUGAUCUUUUGGUUGAUUCAAAGUUUGCAGAGUGGUUUAAAGAGAAGCCAUCUGAUCGGAUCGUUAUCAACUUCUCGCCGAACUUUUUCUCUGUAUUACAUAGCUUAGAACGGGAGAGAAUGGGGAAGCAAAGCAAGGAAUCCAGCAGAUCGAGAAAAUCCGCCGAAAGCGCUCAGCUCGGGAAAGGGAAAGUGACGCCGGCGCAGGUCGCCUUCAUCGUCGACUGUUAUCUCGGCGACAACAAUCUCUCAGAGACUAGAUCCGCUUUCCGCUCCGAAGCUCCGCAUCUCUUCUCCAAAUCUCCGCCGCAGGAGUCAACGAAGGUGUUGAGUUUGGGGGAGUUGUUGGAUGAAUACGUGUGUCUGAAGGGGCAGAAAUUGGCAGUUGACAAAGAAAGGGGGCUUCUGGAGCAGGAGAAAUUUCGACUCCAGAAUUUGCUCAAGGGAAUGCAGGAUGUCAUGAAUGCUUACAAUGCUUCUGCUACUAUCAACACACCCCCUGCUCUUGUUUCUUCUUCUUCUCAAUUUCCAGCAGGUGGCUAUUCAGGGUUUAAUUCCCAAACUAUGAUGCAAACCAUGGCGCCCUCCAUAGUUCACACUUAUUCUUCCACACCUACGGAUCCCACUUCAACUAAAAGGAAGCGCUCCAUAUCAGAUGCUCAUCUGAGUUCUAAGAAAUCUAAUAAGAGUUCAGCAGCAGGCAAAUUACCUUUGAAAGGUGGUAAGGCACCUGCCAAAGCAAACAAUGCAGAUAGUGGUCAUGACAAUCCUUCCAAACUUUCAGCAAUUCCAUCAUCAGUCCAUCGUAAUGUAUCUAAUGGAACAACAGUUCAAGGGUCUACUGUUUCCAAGUGUCUGUUUAAACAAUCAACUCAGUCCCCUCCAACUAAUUCGUCUGGUCCUAAGACGCCGCCACGUGCAUCCUCCUCUCAAUCUGGGAAGUCCAUUUCACCACAAGAGAUUACUUCCACGGCUACUUCUGGCAAUGAUUUUACUCCCCAGCAAGCGGUAUCACCCAACUGCAUGAUAAUCUCUUCAGAAACAAUACGAGUCAGCCCGUCUAAGCAACUAGGCUACUAUUCUAUUGAGAGAAACCGUUGCAUAUCUACUUUGUCUCCAGUUAAGGCAAACAUGAAUAGCACAAAGAGGGAUCAUGUAAAAGGAAGGUUAGAUUUUGAUGCCUCUGAUUUGCCAUCGAGUUCAACAAAGGUGCCGAGCCCUGGUGGGAAUUCUACUUCUGAAUCUGAUGGAGAGAUGUUUGACUUAGAUUUAGAUGCUCUUGGAAUGGAGUUUAACCUCUCUGAGCUGUUGGUCGACUUUGAACUCGAUGGACAAGGAAAUUUUUCUUCUCCCCAGCAAGACAAGAAUUCUUCUCCAGAACCCUUCUCUGACUCACCAAACAAGUCCGGAGAGGGUGAUAUGGGAGCCAACCAAAUUUCCUCUCAUAUUUCAUCAACGUUCACAGAAGUCCUUGCAAAAGAAACUGGUUUAUCAGAUCCAAAUACUUUCACAUCGAUGAAGUCUGUCACUAAACGCAUAGAGAUUUUAAGUCCUGGCUUAUGGCAGAUCAAUGGAUGAGAGGAAAUGUAAUUGAGGUUUCUACAGCCACAAAUGAGUCUUUUGGGAGCUUAAAGGAUCAAUUGAUGCUGUGGAAAGUUGACUCUGAUACUCAGGUCUAGAUAUGACUGGCAUGGAUUUCAUAUACCCUAUUAGUUCUAAGAUGCACAGAGUUGUAACAGAUUAGGUUCCUAGUUGAUGUCAAAUUCUGCUCUCAUCUACUUAACCAUUAAUUAAUAGCUUUGGAGCUUUUUUUGAAAGCCUUGCUCACAUCUUUACUGCAUAAAAGUUCAAAAAUUUG
This is a messenger RNA of Cuscuta campestris, 3249 nucleotides long. Lineage: Eukaryota; Viridiplantae; Streptophyta; Magnoliopsida; Solanales; Convolvulaceae. The record is from the annotation of a GenBank genome assembly.